GGGCUGGGCCAGGCGGCGGCGAUGCCGGGCCGGGCGGAGCCGUCGGGGGGCCGCGCGGCGGUGCCGGUGCCGCUUCCCGUCGCGGUGGCGGCGGCCCCGAGCCCGGCGUCGGUUCGCAGCGCCCUCCCCGAGCGGUCGGCGCGUCCGGGAGGAGCGGGGCUGCGGGCCAAGGGCUUCGCCAUCACCGACCUGCUGGGGCUGGAGGCCGAGCUGCAGCCCCCCCCCGGGGCCGCCCCCGGGCCCGCCGGCGGCUACGAAGGCGGCGGGGCGCUGGGGCUGGGGCUGGGGCUGCUGUGCGGCUUGGCGGGGCCCGGAGCCCCCUGCCUGCUGCCCGCCCCGCUGCCGCUGCUGCCCGCCCGCGGCCCCCGCCCGGGUCCCCCCGGGCCUCCGCCCGCCGCCCGCCGCCACAAGGAGAGUGCCUCCGAUGAGGACAGCCUGUCCGGGGACGCCAGCGAGCUGAAGAUGCCGGCUUCGCAGAUCAAGAGGAAGAAGCGGCGGCACAGGACGGUGUUCACGGCCCAUCAGCUGGAGGAGCUGGAGAAGGCGUUCAACGAAGCUCACUACCCCGACGUGUACGCCAGGGAGAUGCUGGCGGUGAAGACGGAGCUGCCCGAGGACCGCAUCCAGGUUUGGUUUCAGAACCGAAGAGCCAAGUGGCGGAAGCGGGAGAAGUGCUGGGGCCGGAGCAGCGUGAUGGCUGAGUACGGCCUCUACGGAGCCAUGGUGCGGCACUCCAUCCCUCUGCCCGAGUCCAUCAUCAACUCUGCCAAGAGUGGGCUGGUGGGAUCCUGCGCCCCGUGGCUGCUGGGCAUGCACAAGAAGUCCAUGGAGGUGAGCAGGAAGGCGGAGAGCCAGGAGAAGCCGGCAGAUGGCUGGCAAGCGGAGCAGGAUGGAGAGGAACUCCAAGGGAAGCAGGCCAGUUCCCAGAGGAGCUCCGAAAAGCUUGGCCCUGCGAAAGAUCCCGAAGACACAGCCAUCGACCUCUCCAGGACAGCCAAGCAGGAAAAGAGGAGCGUACUGAGACAGUGCAUCAACGGGGACCCCAGCACAGAGCAGAAGGACAGGGACCACUGAGCUUGGGCCACCCCGGAAGAGGCCAGAGCUCACAGCUUUCAUGGGAGAUCAGAAUACUUACUGGUUUAUUGAUAUAUCUCUAUAUUUUUUCUGAAAUAAUUGAACUUUUAUCUGAAUUCAGGGCAUCUUUAAACUGGAUACCUUCCUCCCGACUCUAUUCCCUCACUUAGCUGUUCACUUCUCAGCAGAGCACAGGUGAAGCCAGGUUGGAGGCUGGGAGAGGUGUCCCAACACAGCCGACAGCAGUGUGAAAAUGGGACCAUCCUUUGGGCAGCACAGAUGGCUGCUCAGGAGAGCCCCCCUUCUCUGGGACGUGUCCCGGGCUAUCCAAGAGCACAAAGAGCAGCAGUGCCAUGGGAAUCGCUCCCAUACCCGGGUGCAGAGAUAGCGCAGGUCGUGGACGCCUUCUCUGAGCACUUCCAGCCCUGCACAGCACCCAUGUGGUGGUUCCCUCUGCUUCGGGCACACGAUUCUUCCACCUCAAGGAGCAGCAGGGCUUUUAAACACGGUAGGGUCCAUCCUCAGGCUGGUGUAACUCGACCAGUUUAUACCUCCUGAGGAUCUGGCCUGCCAAUGCAGCCUUACCACUGGAUUUACACUGUGUAGCUUCCUUAACUCAUGUUUGGGAGAAGGGGGUAAAACCGUUUUUGUUUAUGCAAUGAUUUUGUACACUCUUGAAUGUUAUCUUCCAUACUAUGCAUAAUAGAACAGAAAACGAAGCCAUAGCACCCUGGAACAAUUGAACAGUCUCGGGAACUGACGUAAGAGAAUACUUUGUCUGUAAAUAGUGUAAUGUCAGAGCUUGUUUCUUGGUCGUCCUAUAUUUAUGUCUUAAAAGCACUUUAGUGAUCUGGAUUUUUGAAUGUGGCUGUUCCUGUUUUGUCCACCAUUUAUUUAUUACACACCCGUAAGUAAAAUUGUGGCGUAUCUUUGGUUUUCAUGCUCCA
Gallus gallus (chicken) is the source of this 2021-nucleotide messenger RNA. It is a transcript of the gene VSX1, whose product is annotated as visual system homeobox 1. Gene Ontology annotation, biological process: regulation of DNA-templated transcription. Gene Ontology annotation, molecular function: transcription cis-regulatory region binding; DNA-binding transcription factor activity, RNA polymerase II-specific. The transcript is spliced from 5 exons. The record is from RefSeq and is marked provisional. NCBI's taxonomy places the organism in Eukaryota, Metazoa, Chordata, Aves, Galliformes, Phasianidae. Bases 22 to 1074 code for a protein of 350 amino acids. Gene Ontology annotation, cellular component: nucleus.